AUGGGAACGCCACCCAUAGACAUCUAUGGCAUUGUCGAUACGGGUAGUGACCUUACUUGGACGCAAUGUGCACCUUGUGAUGGGUGCAACCAGAAAAGUAAUCCCCCAUUUGAUCCUUCAAAGUCCUCAACAUAUAGUGACAUUUCUUGUGAAUCCAAUACAACAUGUGAUCAAUGUUCUCCUGAAAAUCAGUGCAUGUAUGAUUACAGGUAUGUAGAUGGUUCCUUCACCAAAGGUGUUUAUGCCAAAGAAAGUGUAACCAUGACUUCCACCUCAGGAGAAAAUGUUUCCUUCGACAUUAUUUUUGGGUGUAGUCAUAACAGCGGAGGGGAUUUCAAUGACCCUGAGAUCAUGGGAAUCGUUAGUUUAGGGCUAGGGGGUUCAUCCUUUGUUACUCAAAUAGCUUCCGUCUUUGGCAGUAGGAGCUUCUCCCAUUGCUUCACCACAUUUGGCAGUGAUCCUAACCUUUCAAGCAAGAUAAGUUUUGGGAAUGACAGUAAAGUUUCGGGUGUUGGCGUGGUUUCAACACCUUUAAUAUCCAGAAAGGAUGAAUCUUUGUAUGUUGUCGCACUAAACGGAAUUAGUGUUGGAGAUAAAUAUUUGCCCUUUCACUCUUCUUCCGUUUCCACUACAGGAAAAGUUGUUCUUGAUUCAGGAACUCCGCUCAUGCAUUUCCCACAAGAUUUAUACGACCGCUUGGUGGCAGAAGUAAAGAAGCAGAUUCCAUUGAAUCCCAUUUAUAUAGUGUAUGUUUCUGAAAGUAGUACUACUACUGGUGAAUUUGGGAUAUAUGGAAACUUAGCUCAAUCAAAUUUCUUGAUCGGGUAUGAUAUAGAACAAAUGACCAUCUCUUUCAACCCCACUGACUGCACCAAAUACUGA
Messenger RNA from Corylus avellana, 882 nucleotides. The record is from RefSeq and is a predicted model, not a curated record. Lineage: Eukaryota; Viridiplantae; Streptophyta; Magnoliopsida; Fagales; Betulaceae.